AUGGGGAAAGUGAGAUUCCCUGUCACCCUGUGCCUGGAUACCCCACAGAGCACUUUCAAAUACUGCAUCUUCGUUGUAGUGGAUUGUCCAACAGCGUACAACGACAUCCUUGGCCGGCCUGGCUUGGUCGAUUUCGGAGCAAUCUCCUCCAUUCGGCACUUAUGCCUCAAAUUCCCUACUCAGGAAGCCGGAGUGGGGACAGUGAGGGGAAACCAGGGAGAGACAAGGCAAUGCUACAACAUCGCAACACACUUGUCAGUACUAGUAGUGCGUGGGGACAAUGAACCAAGAUUGAUGGAAGAAGAUGAGUUGGAUCCCCGCGUGGGGACAGAAACAACUGUGGAACCUAUGGAGGACAAUGAGGAAGUAAAAGUGUGCGACCUCGACUUCAGCAAGGUCCUCCGUUUAGGAAAAAACCUAGAGCCGGAGGAAAGAAGCAAAAUUAUCAAAGCACUAAAGGAAGCCAUAUAUGUUUCCGCGUGGUGCCAAGGGGAUAUGACUAGCAUAAGCCCCCACGUGAUUACCCAUGUCUUAAAUGUUAACCCAAACAUGACGCCGGUUUGUAUAGACUUCAUCGAUCUCAACAAGGCUUGCCCAAAAGAAUUCUUCCCUUUACCUCGAAUUGACCAAAUGGUGGACGCCACCUCAAGAUUUAAGCUGAUGUCCUUCAUGGACGCCUACUCUAGAUACAACAAGAUCAAGAUGCAUGUCGCAGAUCAAGAAUGUACUAGCUUCAGGACCGACAAAGGGGUAUACUCUUACUUGGUUAUGCUUCGGAUUAAAAAGCACUUGUGCAACUUAUCAAAGAAUGGUGAGCUGGAUGUUUAA
Molecule: messenger RNA, 828 nt
Organism: Cannabis sativa
Lineage: Eukaryota; Viridiplantae; Streptophyta; Magnoliopsida; Rosales; Cannabaceae
Exons: 2
Coding region: 1-828 (275 amino acids)
Source: RefSeq, a predicted model, not a curated record